AAGGGGGAGUCGGCAAAGUUUGGGGCGGGCGCGUGUUGUCCGGGGAGAGCCUGGAGCGGGGGGAACGAGGCGUCUCUGCGGGGGCGCAGAUGGCGACCCAGGUGGAGGCUCUCCUGCCCGCGAACCCUCUGCUGCCCUCCGAGGAGCACGGGCUCGUUAUCAAGAAGCCUCAGGAGAAAGGCGAACACCUCAUGCACCAAGGAGAGAAGGCCAACGCCGACGAGGGCAAGGGGGGCGGCCCCGACAGCUGCAGCAAGGAAAGCGGCGGCAACGUGGGGGAGCAUCUGCGCCGGAACGGGGCCCUCCUCAAGCCCCCCAGCAUCAAGCAGCAGAAGGAGGACAGUAACAACCAGGAGAAAGAGAACCUGCUGCACCAGAGGAGCGGCGGCAUCGAAUCGAACCGGCUGCUCGGCGAGGCCAGCAGCAGCAGUAGCGGCGGCGAGGAGGGCGGCGAGCAGGGAGGAGUUGGGCGCAAGGAAUUCAUCGAGGCCCCCCCGCCCAAGGUGAACCCUUGGACUAAGAACGCGCCGGUGGCUCUGGUCACCCUCAACGGACAGUCCCCGCCAGAGCAUUCAACUCCAGCCAAGGUGGUGAAAGCAGCGAAUCCAAGGCAGCGGAAAGGAAGCAAGGUUGGUGACUUUGGAGAUGCCACAAAUUGGCCAACGCCAGGAGAAAUAGCUCACAAGAGUGUACAGCAGCUGCCACACAAGCCCCAUUCUCUCCGGAAGCUUCCUAUUAAGAAAAACAUGAAAGAGCAGGAGAAAGGGGAAGGAAGCGAUGGGAAAGAGAACAUGAAAACGCGGUCGGACGAAUCAGGGGAAGAGAAGAACGGAGAUGAUGACAACCAGAAAUCAGCUCAGAAGAAGAAGGGUGAGAAGAGAGGCAGCAGACAUAAAUGGGUCCCUCUGCAAAUAGAUGUGAAGUCUGAGGUGCCAAGGGACAAAACAGCUUCUCGUAACAACAGACAGAAUGAGCAGCACCGGCACCCUUCCAACAAUCGGAGUGAAUCCAAAGGUUGGCAUCUAGAUAAUAAGCAUGAACGGAGCUGGCCUGACCAUGAUGAAACUUCUAGUGUCAAGAGUGAAGGGGCGGCUGUGCGUGGUGCCUUCAGGGGCAGAGGCCGUGGUCGUGGACGAGGGAGAGGGAGAGGAAGAGGAGGUACUCGAUCUCACUUUGAUUAUCAUUACGGUUAUCGGAAGUUUGAUGGCUCUGACGGCUCACGCGCUCAGAAGUACACCAGUAAUAUCACCUACUACUUCGACAACAUCAGCAGCACUGAGCUCUACAGUGUUGACCAAGAGUUGCUCAAGGAUUAUAUCAAACGGCAGAUAGAGUACUACUUCAGUGUUGACAACUUGGAAAGAGACUUUUUCCUGAGGCGGAAGAUGGACACAGAAGGCUUUCUUCCCAUCACUCUCAUUGCUAGUUUCCAUCGGGUGCAGGCCCUGACAACAGAUGUUGGCCUUAUUAUUAAGGCACUAAAAGACAGUAAAGUGGUAGAGAUUGUGGACCAGAAGAUCAGGAGAAAGGAAGAACCAGAGAAAUGGCCUUUACCUGGCCCUCCCAUGACAGAUUAUGCACAAACUGACUUUUCGCAGCUAAUCAACUGCCCAGAAUUUGUGCCCAGGCAAAGCUUCCAAAAGGAGACAGAAUCUGCUCCUGGCUCUCCCCGCUCUGCCAGUCCUGUGCCAAUCAAGACUGAAGAAGUUAGCAAUCUGAAGACAAUGCCCAAAGGCCUUUCGGCCAGCCUGCCAGACUUGGACUCUGAAGCGUGGAUUGAAGUGAAGAAGAGGCCCAGGCCUUCUCCAGUCAGACCUAAGAAACCAGAAGAGUCCAAAACACCGCUGAAGCAGAAGGAUCAGGAUGAACCUGAGGAGCUAGACUUCCUGUUUGAUGAAGAGAUGGAACAGAUGGAUGGACGUAAAAACACCUUCACUGAUUGGUCAGAUGAGGAUUCGGACUAUGAGAUCGAUGACAGGGAUGUGAAUAAGAUUUUGAUUGUAACACAGACACCCCCUUAUCUGCGCCGGCACCCAGGGGGGGACAGAACAGGCAAUCACACAUCCCGGGCAAAGAUGAGCUCAGAAUUGGCCAAAGUGAUCAAUGACGGACUGUAUUAUUAUGAGCAGGAUCUGUGGACAGAGCAAUUUGAGCCAGAGUACUCUCAGAUAAAGCAAGAAGUAGAGAACUUCAAGAAGGUGAAUAUGAUCAGCCGAGAGCAAUUUGACACGCUGACACCUGAGCCUCCCGUUGAUCCAAAUCAGGAAGUCCCUCCUGGGCCACCCAGGUUCCAGCAAGUUCCAACAGAUGCUCUGGCCAAUAAGCUCUUCGGUGUGCCAGAGCCUUCAACCAUUGCCCGAUCUUUGCCAACAACUGUGCCAGAAUCUCCAAACUACCGCAAUGCCAGGACCCCCCGAACCCCUCGUACACCUCAGCUGAAAGACCCAACGCAGACGCCCCGGUUUUACCCAGUGGUAAAGGAAGGCAGGUUGAUAGAUGCCAAGACACCCCGGAAAAGGAAGACACGGCACAGUUCAAAUCCUCCAAUGGAAUGUCACGUUGGCUGGGUGAUGGAUUCCCGGGAGCACAGGCCUCGAACUGCAUCCAUCAGUUCCAGCCCCUCGGAAGGCACCCCAGCCAUUGGCAGCUAUGGCUGCACCCCACAGUCGUUGCCCAAGUUCCAGCACCCCUCCCACGAACUCCUCAAGGAGAAUGGCUUCACACAACACGUCUACCACAAAUAUCGCCGACGCUGCCUUAAUGAGCGGAAGCGACUGGGCAUUGGUCAGUCCCAGGAGAUGAAUACGCUCUUCAGAUUCUGGUCAUUUUUCCUUCGUGAUCACUUUAACAAGAAAAUGUAUGAGGAGUUCAAGCAACUGUCCUUGGAAGAUGCAAAAGAAGGGUACAGGUAUGGACUGGAGUGCCUUUUCAGAUACUAUAGCUAUGGACUGGAGAAGAAAUUCCGACCAGACAUAUUUAAAGAUUUCCAAGAGGAAACUAUAAAGGAUUAUGAAGCUGGGCAGCUUUAUGGGCUUGAAAAGUUUUGGGCCUUCUUGAAAUAUUCCAAAGCCAAAAACUUGGACAUUGACUGCAAACUGCAAGAAUACCUCGGCAAAUUCCGACGUCUUGAAGACUUCAGAGUGGAUCCCCCUAUAGGAGAAGAAGGUGGCCACAAGAGAUACCCAGCAGCACUGGGAGUAGAUGGAAGAAAGCGAUACCCAUCUCAGUCUUCCAGCAAACCAAUCAGCCAGACACCAUCCAGCCAAGUCCCCACCUCAUCCAGCCAGCCUGUGCAGGAGGAUGCCAAAAACCUGAGCCAGCCACAUGCAGUUUCCACAGCAACUGUGGAAACUCAAACAAUGGGGAAGUAGACAUGCCAGAACUUCCCAUGGAAAGGGGGCAGGGACACACAAGGGAGAUGGAAUGUGGGUGUCUAAGACCAGGCUGCUUGCGGGAGGUGGGAGACUACAGCGCACACGAUUUCUCUUGUUGGCUGGAAAAACAAGAUGGCGAUCCAAGUUGAAAGCAUCCUUUUCCUCGCUGUGAUUUUAAGUCAUUGAUCGGAGCCAGAUCCUCACAUUUUCACGUCUUAGCGCCUUUCAGGGGUAGGGUUGGGAAGGGAGAGAUUUUUAUAAAUAUAAAUAUAUAUAUAUAUUAUAUUAUAUAUAUAUCAAGUUUUAAAUUAUUGAUAGAAGUUUGUUUGGAUAAACCAAAAUAAUUCUGCAUCAUGCAGCCCAUGCAAUCCAGCUCCUUCUCAUCCCACUGAACUCUGAACAACUAUGCAGCCCACCUGGUAAGCUGGAGGGGUGGGCCGGACAAUAUGGUUCCAUUUGGAAAUGGUCCUUUGGCUUUCCAAGCCCAGCAGGCUCCUCCCAUUCCGGAUACGACAAUGCACAAGGAGUCCCUCUGCCCACCAUCACAAGUGUCACUUCUGUUAUGGCUUCCUCCUACGCUGCUCACCUUUCCAUCAUAGACUGACUACUGGAAGUCAACCAAAGGACCCUGGCCGAAUGCUGGGCCCCACCUUGCAUUGGGCUCGCCCAGUUCCUUUUGCGUGAUGGGUAGAACAUAAACUUGCACAGUGUCUCCCCUCACAUAGGAAUGCUGAGACUUUGCUUAAAACAGCUUUCUCUUACAAAACAAAAAUCACAAAAACCUUGUUUAAAAAAAAAUGUCUUUCUUUGCUUCCUUCCUUGAAAAUAAUAAGUUGCCUUAUUGUGGAGUUGGGAACUUGGAGGCAUCCCUGACUUCUUGAGCAGAUUUGGGAAAUGGCAUCUGCUUGGGACUCGGCCAGGCUGUGAUAAGUCUCUCUUCCCCUAUUCAGUGACUCCUGUCUGCAGUUGCUGGCGAUCUCCGCUUUGACCCAGCUCUGUGAUCGGCAUCGACUGGAACAGUACUAUUGACAUCUAGGUGAAUGUUGGUUCAAACCACGUGGACACUUUUAUCUCUGGAGCAGGGGGUACUGGGGCACUUAAGUCUAAGACUUCUGCUUUUGUGUAGUUGAUGCUGACGUAAAUGUAUCAACUGUUCUAGUGCCCUUCCUGCUACAGCAACUACACACGCUAUUGCCUCACUCAGACCUCCAGGUGCACUGCCAUUUUCUUCCCUCUUCCACCAGGGCAGGCCAGGAACCAGCCUGUUGAGCUCAUGAAUUCUUCCUAUCCCAGGGCAGGCAGGCAGGCUUACCAAGAAAUGGGUAACGCACAGAGAGGAUCCACAGGCGCGUAUCCUUGUUCUUAACAUGUGGUUGAAGAAUGUGUGUACAGAAAAAUCAGCUUUAAAGCAAACAAGAUGGGAUUUUUUGUGUGGUAGUUUCCAAAUCAGAGGCGGCUUGCUAAGUGUUAACUUUCCUAUGCAGGCUUCCCUUUCUGUAGACUCUUUUUAAUUACUGGCAUGCUAACCUGCCUUCCUUCCCUGGGUUAACCAUGUAGCCAAGGAGGGCACAGCUGUUUAGAUUCUUCCCUAGCUACAGACACCUUGACUGUCUUGCAUCACGAAAUCACUUCAUGUCCUCUCAUCCUGUGUCAUAGAACUUUAGACAAAGCACCAUGCUUGACUUGGCUGCUCUUGGGUUAACGGCUGGAACUAAAUCUGAGACUAUUCACAAUGUACGCCUGCAUGGCUCUUAACACUUAAAAGCAUCUGGUACUGGAGCUAUGGGAGUGAACAUCAGAAGAUGGAAGCAUAUGUGUACAGACAACUUGUUUCUGGCAACCUGCUUUGUCGUUUCCUGUAUUUUGUUACCUCCCUAGUGUACUAUCCCUAUUCUGCAAACCAGAGACUUCAGGAGGGGAGGGCAGACCUGAGAUUACUUGGCCAUUGUGCUACCGCAGCUUGUCAUGUGACUCUCAAAAGGGAUGAAUGGUGGCAAAAAGGGUGCAAUACCAUUUAUUUGUUUCUACACACACCAUGGCUAGGCUCCAAAUGAUCCUCUUCUCUCUCUCCCUUCCCCCCCCCUCCACAUAAUGCAUGAGUAGAAGGCAAUUCCAGUAGAAGGCUGAUUCCUCCUCUGCCUACUGCUUCUCAACUCCUAGAAAGACUGCUAUAGAGGAUCCCACAACUUUUGGAGGUGUGGAGGUUGCUGCAGAAGGGUGAACAGGAAUAACCUCAUGCUACUUUGUAUCCAAGGCCAUUUUGGGGGGAGUGGGGGCAAUAUGUCUUCAGUACACGGUGUUUUAGAGUUUGUGUUCCAGGCGUGUUGCUCAGAUCUUUAACAUGCUGCAAGGUGUGGUCUUGAGGCCUGUGUCAGUAAAGGAUACUGUAUGCCCUGCAGUUAGCUAUUUGGAGCAAAUAUUUGUUACUUUAGGGGAUGUGAUGGUAGGGCCAUUGAUUUAUCACUCCUCUUGGUGUGUUUUUGGUACUACAGAUGUAGAUAAUUAAGGAGGUGGGAGCUUACUGCUUACAGCCUGUUCUGUCUAGCUAACGUUAUUGCCUUUUAGCUGUGUCAAGCAUGCUGUUAAUGGGAGUUUGUUAUGGAGCCGUCUGGAGUGACCAUGCAGUUAAAGCACGCCCUGUAGUUCUAGUGUGGCUGAAUAGCGGCAAGCUGCUCUCUUUUCUUUUGCUGCAUCAGUUGUGACCCUGCGUUAUAUCAGACCCUUGGCGUGUUGUGUGUACCAUUAAAAGGCAUGAGUAAAAAAAAAAAAAAUACACCAAGCAUUCCACUGUUCCACGAGAUGUGGCAAAGUACUCACUGUGAGCUCGCUGUUGCAAGAGCAGAGCCAUGCUAACAUGGAAUUAAUUGUCCGGACUUCUGCUGCUGGCUUUUGAUUUUCUCUAGUUCUACAUGCUGAAAUUUUUAUACAUGGCAGGAUUUCUGUUUGUAGGGACAGUCAAAUGGACUGGGAUGCUAGUCUUGUACCUUCACAACUCAGAUAUGAAAUGAGGCAAAGCAUGUAUGGAGGAACUGUUGCUUGUGAAAUAGGAGCAAGUGUUCAGGCUUUUUAACAAGAUUAACCAGGGGAGUUUACAGCUUUCCUCUUAGAACUUCCAGAACCAUUUCUUUUCUGAGUACAUGCUGCUUGAGAGCAAAGGAAAGAGCUAUUACUGGUGGUGCAAAGGAGCAUUCUCGCAAAGUUUAGGAGACCACUUAAAGGAGGGACAUAGAUUAUAGGAAGAGACAGUGACUGACACAGAACCAUAAUCCCUGUAACAAUGGCACAUUAAUUCUUCAGUGGCUGUCCCCAAAGUUGGAUCACAAGACCUGUUUCUGCUGUUCUUGACAAGCUGAAGAUACUUGCUACUUGAGGAAGUCUAGCCUUUUGGAGACUUUAGGCCACAGAAUCUCCUGCACCAUCUUGAGAUGGUGGUAGCAACAUGUGCUUGUGGUCGUGUAGCCAUUAGCGUGCUUAUCCAGUGCCUUGACUGCCCAGUGCCAGAAGAGUACAGCAUAGAUCCUGUAAAGAUGGUAUUCGUUACCUUGCAUUCUGUUAAGGGAGUACUGUGUAGCUCUGCAUGGCUAUUGGUAGUCUUUUCUCCCUUCCCCCCAUUUUUUAUGUAUAUGUAUAUAAAAAUAUGGGGAAGAGAUGGUUUCUGGCUCAAGUUUCUCCCGGAGAGAAGACAGAUCUUGCCAUUAUAUCUCUUUGAGAAGAAACAAAUGUUGAAGAAAUUCCCUGCAUUGUAACAAUUCUGUUUCAGUUUGUUUUCAAACUUAACUAAAUUCAACAGACGUAGGUGUCCUGUGCUCUCAUAGCAUGCAGUGGUAAAUACCCCCUGGGAAGAGCGUUUCUCAGUUGUGUUGCGCUUUGGAAGCCACCUGCUGUUGCCUAAUGCCUGAGGCUACUGUUAAAAACAGAAAGCUUGUGUUUCCCAUUGGGAAAGCAAAUCGCUUUCUAUCAUAGGCAAAAUCUUGUCAUUUUGGAUAGCUGGUGCCCUUACAUCCUUACGUCCAGGUCUUAAGGAGGGGUGUGAAAUCUGGUUUAGGAUUGUCAUUGAAAGUGACCUUUUUUAUUACUAUGUGUUGGUGCUCUGUUUUUGUCCUAUCCCUUUUUACCCCUUUCCUGCUCCUCCUCCCAUCUUUGCAGUUGUGUUUCUUCAAAGUUAUGUACUUGCCCAUUUUGCUUCUGGUUGGUUAACACAUGACACAGCAACCUCAGUACUCUGCCAUGCAGUUUUUUUAAAAAAUAUAUAUGUAGAGGGAUGGGAUGGGAGGCAUCAUUUAUGCCUUGCUUAUUUUUCUUUUGGUUAAGCAUAAACAAUCAAAUCUGUUAAUGCAGCAGACUCUGCCGAUAAUAAUCUCUCCAUAUGGAUCCUCUUCUAAAACUUGGAUUUGUCAAUAACUUUUUAAAAAUCAGCUAGGUUUUUAGAAGGGAUGGGUAGUAACAUUGUUAAAUGCCUCAGUUAUUUUUUUAAAUCAAUUUCAUAUAUGAGUGGUUUUAUGGGUGGGUGGGUGGCGGGCAAUUUCAUCUCAGUAACAUGGGUUUGGACAAAGUUUUUUUUUUUUUAAAAAAAAAAGAAAUUCUAAGGAUAACAUUUCUCUUAGUUUACAUUUUCACUUUCUGAAGACACUUGAACAUAGGACCGAUGUAUCUGUGAUGAGGACACCCUAUGAUUGGAAGCAUGAAAAGGGGAUGGGCUUAACCAUUCCUAUAUGGUUUUAGACUUGUUCUUCCAAGUCUGGCCUUCUGUUGCCCUCCUUUUAUUUAUUUCCUUGAUGAUAUUGGUUCUUGCAUUUAUUCAUCCUCCCUCCCAGAAUUGAUUCCUGCAUUUUUUUGUUCUCCCUCCCAGAAUAUAUACCUUGGUUCAAACAGGGUGGCCUGCGCCACUGACAUUCCUUGGCUAAGGGAUAUCAAUGGCCUCGGCAGAAACUUUUGCCCACCAAAGCCUUCCUGUUGCAGGAGCUUUUUGCAGCUGCGGAACAGGAAUGGCUGUAUCCUCCUCAACCUCUCUCAUUGUUGGCUUUGUCCCUGUAGUAGUGGACUACCAUGAGGGCUGGGAUUUUCAGCCUGUGAAACUGUGACUCAGAAGUCAACACUGAGCUUUAAAUGGUGAGGAUUGGAGUUUCAUUAGUGUGGAGUCUGUAUUAAGCUGCUAAAAAUGUUGGAUGAGCAACCUGCAAAAGAUGCAAUGAUUGUUUUGUAUAGAUGUCUGAUAACUCAGUCACAGUAGAAAAGAACAUCUGUUUGUUUGGUAUUCUUGCUCUCCCUGAGCAAGUUUGUGUGUGUGCGUGUAUAUGUCCAUUUGCGUGUGCUCCGACCUUUGCCAUUUUUACUAAAAAAACCAAACAAACACCCAGAAGUGUUUGUAAUCACUUUCAGCUGUAUUUAUUCUUGGGAAAAAUUUAAACCAACUGUUACCAUAUAUCACCUGGGAGGGAAAGAUCUUGUUAAUAUGGCCCACCGUACACAAUCCCAUCUCCUGUUAAUGGUAUGUAAUUCUUAACCCAUGUGCUAGGAUCAUCAUCACAUUGGGGGAGGGGGGAGGGGAAGGAAGAGGAAAAAAUUUGUAAAAUACUUGAAUGAGAGCCUGUAUUAUAAACAGUAAUAUUAUUCAGAGUAUCUGCUUUCCAGGCUGAUGUGACUCAUUAUUCUAGUAGUGCUUUAGUCCUUUGUAAUUUGUGGUAAUUAUGCUUUUUCCUUUUUAAUACAAAAAAUGUAUAAAAAUAAAAACCUCAAAAGAC
Elgaria multicarinata webbii is the source of this 9115-nucleotide messenger RNA. It is a transcript of the gene LARP1, whose product is annotated as La ribonucleoprotein 1, translational regulator. The transcript has 19 exons. Gene Ontology annotation, molecular function: RNA cap binding. Gene Ontology annotation, cellular component: cytosol; cytoplasmic stress granule. Bases 90 to 3371 code for a protein of 1093 amino acids. Gene Ontology annotation, biological process: positive regulation of translation; mRNA stabilization. The record is from RefSeq and is a predicted model, not a curated record. NCBI's taxonomy places the organism in Eukaryota, Metazoa, Chordata, Lepidosauria, Squamata, Anguidae.